CUCUCUCUCUCUCUCUCUGCACGCACCAUCCAUUGGAAUAAAUGAAAUCCCUCUGAGCAGUAUUCACCUUUGUUUUCUGAUUAUUCUUUUCUCAGCAGAUGUAAUUGCUUACACACAUCUUCUCUCCCCCCCCCCCUUAUGCAGCUGGGAGAUCCGAGUGUGUUAGAGACUCCCUCCGGCGAGGCCACGAUGGCGGCCCCCGUGACAGCUACUGCACCGCCAGGAGCUGCGGCGUCGGACGGUCGUGCAGAAAUCGAGAUGAUGAAUAAUAUUGUUUGUACAGACGCAACAAAUUGUGGAGAUGAUAUUGAUCAUCAGAAGAGAAGUGUUGGUGGUGGAGGACAAGGAGGCAACCGGUGGCCUCGCCAAGAAACUUUUGCUCUGUUGAAGAUAAGGUCAGAUAUGGACGCUUCGUUUCGGGAUUCCAGUCUUAAAGGUCCACUUUGGGAACAAGUUUCAAGGAAAAUGGCGGAACUUGGAUAUAGUCGAAGCGCGAAGAAGUGCAAAGAGAAGUUCGAGAACGUGUACAAGUACCACAAGAGGACCAAAGAAAGCAGAAGUGGUAAGCCAGAAGGCAAGACCUACAAAUUCUUCGAUCAAUUACAAGCCCUUGAAAAUAGAUUCACUGUCUCUCACACUCCAAAACCACCUCCUCCUCCACCACAACCUUCUUUCCAAACAUGGCCCAGCAAUAUUAAUAAUGAUUCUACCGCAACCAUCUCUUACGACGUCACUACUAUUCCAUCCACUAUAAACCCUACUCUCAUUUCCCCGCCGCCGCCGCCACUGGCGAAUAUUGGCUCUACCACCAGCACCAACCCUAGGAAUUUGUCCAACAAGAGCCUCUUCUCAUCUAUCACGACCACCUCGACCUCGUCGUCCACCGCCUCCGACGAGGACAUGGAAGAUAAGUACAGGAAGAAGAGAAAGAUGAAGGACUACUUCCGGAGGCUGACGAGGCAGGUGCUGGCCAAGCAGGAGGAGAUGCAGAAGAGGUUUCUAGAAGCCAUAGAGAAAAGAGAGCGCGAAAGAGAAACACAGUUAGAAGCUUGGAUGGCUCAGGAAAUGGCGAGGAUCAAUAGAGAGCAUGACCUUCUAAUCCAAGAAAGAUCUACAGCGGCCGCCAAGGAUGCCGCCACCAUCACUUUCCUCCAGAAGUUAUCCGGUGGCCAGCAAAAUCCGGCACCACCGCAUCCACCGGCCCCGCCGCAACCUGUAAUGCAAGUAGCAGAACCUCGUGAACAACUGCAAUUGCUGCCUGUUGAGAACACGUUUGAAAUGCAAAAGAAAGUGAAUAAUGUAGACAACGGACAUGAUAAUGCAGUUUGUGUUUCUAAUUGUCCUCCUUCUUUUUCUUCUUCAAGGUGGCCAAAGGCAGAAGUUCAUGCAUUGAUAAGGCUGAGGACGAGCAUGGACCCAAAGUAUCAAGAGAAUGGACCAAAAGGACCACUAUGGGAGGACAUAUCAGCUGGAAUGCAGAGGCUAGGUUACAAUAGGAGCUCCAAGAGAUGCAAGGAGAAGUGGGAGAACAUCAACAAGUACUUCAAGAAAGUGAAGGAGAGUAACAAGCAAAGGCGCGAGGACAGCAAGACAUGUCCUUACUUUCGUGAGCUCGAUGCUCUUUACAGAGAGAAGAGCAAAACCAACAACAGUAUCUUAUUUGGCGCCGGAAAUCCCAAUAUGAUGAUGGAGCCGUUGAUGGUGCAGCCGGAGCAGCAAUGGAGGCCGCCUCCGCAGCACGCGGAGGAAGAGGGCGGUGCCGGGAGGGAAAAUGCAAAGAAUGUGGUUCAGUACGAAGCGAGAGAGAGAGAGGAAGAGGAGGAAGAGGAGGAUGAGAUGGAUGAAGAUGAUGAAGUUUUGGAAGAUGAAGAUAGGAUGGAGGAUGAUCAAGAACGACGUUAUGAGGUUGCAGCGACAAGCAAUAAAGUUCUUUCCGUGGAUACUGUUGAAUGAGCGGACAUGAUAGGGCAGAUUCUGAUUGGAGGAAAAGCCUUUUGAUUUUAAUUAUUUUUAUUAAACUAACAAUCUAGUCUUCAAUUUAAUUGUGAGAUUUAUUUAAUUUUUCAUCUUUCAAAAUGAGUGAAAUUAAGCACCA
Prosopis cineraria is the source of this 2095-nucleotide messenger RNA. RefSeq names its product trihelix transcription factor DF1-like. Bases 139 to 1953 code for a protein of 604 amino acids. The record is from RefSeq and is a predicted model, not a curated record. The transcript has 2 exons. NCBI's taxonomy places the organism in Eukaryota, Viridiplantae, Streptophyta, Magnoliopsida, Fabales, Fabaceae.